AUGUCGGCCUCAGUGGAUGCUCCCCAGCAAUUCAAGCAGCCCUCCCGUAAGGGCAAGAAGGCGUGGCGCAAAAAUGUCGAUGUCACUGAGGUUCAGGAAGGUCUUCGCUUGCUGAAAGACGAAGAAAUCAAAGGUGGCAUUGUUGCAGAAAAGCCCUCCGAUGAGUUGUUCAUAAUUGAUAACACUGGCUCGGCCGAUGUUCGCGAAAAGAUCACCAAGAAACACAAGCCGCUCAAGGCUGACGAAAUUAUUGCCCAGCGCUCUGCCAUUCCUGCUUUGCCAGGCCGCAAGCGUGGGAACCCAAAUCUCACCGAUGGAGUAAUUGAGCAGAAGUCCAAGAAGCACAAGAAGGACUGGGUGACCCAAAAAGAGCUUCUGCGCCUAAAGCAAGUGGCCAAGGAUGGAACUCCCACCAACACUUCCGGGAACAAUGAGAUCUAUGAUCCUUGGGCAGAGGAAGGUGACGAGACUACUGCAUACGACGACCCUCGAUUUGAUUUCUUAGAGAAACCUAAGCCAAAGGUUGCGCCAGAGACUCUUCAUCAAGCCCCUGUGUCACUUGCUGCCAACGGAAAGCCAAUCCCUUCGGUACGCACUCCUCAAGCUGGAAUCAGUUAUAACCCUGUCUUUGAAGAAUGGGACCGCCUGCUGGUGGAACAUGGGGAACAGGCUGUUGAAGAAGAGAAGAAGCGUCUCGAGGAGCAAAAGAAAGAAGAGGAGAAGCAGCGCCUGAUCGCCGAGGCUCAGAAUGAUGAUGGCGAGGUUAAGUCCGACGAUGAGAGUGCUUGGGAAGGAUUCGAAAGUGAAUAUGAAAAGCCUGAGUGGUUGAACAAGAAGAGGCCGGAGCGGAAAACCAAGGCUCAGCGGAACAAGAUCAAGCGCCGCAAGGAAGCCGAGCGCCUGGCUAAGUGGGAAGCUCAGAAGGCUAAGAAGGAGUCUCAGAUUGAGCUGGCUGAACGUCUUGCCGCAGAGGCAAAGGAACGUGAACUGGCGAAGCAGAAUGACUCAGAUGCCGAUGAUUCUGAGGAAGAGGGCGAUGAUACCAAAUUGCGAAGGAGAGCCCUUGGUGGCAAGCAUGCACCCCCAGAGAAACCAUUGGAGCUGGUGCUUCCCGAUGAGCUGCAGGAUUCACUCCGUCUGCUGAAACCAGAGGGCAAUUUGUUGGACGACCGUUUCCGCACGCUCAUCGUCCAGGGCAAGCUUGAGUCACGCAAGCCAGUGACACAGCCUCGCAAGGCCAAAAGGAAGGUCACCGAAAAAUGGAUGUCGAAGGAUUUCAGAGUUCCUGGCAUGGACUAUUGA
Molecule: messenger RNA, 1302 nt
Organism: Penicillium chermesinum
Lineage: Eukaryota; Fungi; Ascomycota; Eurotiomycetes; Eurotiales; Aspergillaceae
Product: ribosome biogenesis protein NOP53
Exons: 3
Coding region: 1-1302 (433 amino acids)
Biological process (GO): rRNA processing; ribosomal large subunit assembly
Cellular component (GO): nucleolus
Molecular function (GO): 5S rRNA binding
Source: RefSeq, a predicted model, not a curated record